Messenger RNA from Phytophthora nicotianae INRA-310, 276 nucleotides. RefSeq lists its product as hypothetical. The record is from RefSeq and is a predicted model, not a curated record. The transcript has 3 exons. The coding region runs from base 1 to 276 and encodes 91 amino acids. NCBI's taxonomy places the organism in Eukaryota, Oomycota, Peronosporomycetes, Peronosporales, Peronosporaceae.
AUGUCGUAUCUUCCGAACCGGAUUUACUAUCCAGAACUUAAGGACAUGGAUUCUGAUCGACUACAUCAGACGCUGAUCAACGUGCUCCUGUAUUCCUUGCUAGAGCUUAUCUCUCUUGUCGUGCUGGACGUAGUACUUCGUCGUCUUGUGCACUUCUCCCCGGUUUCUCAAUUGGCAUUUGUACUUAAAACGCAGUGGAGAAUGUCCUCCCUAGUUCAUUUUGGAGCGGACUACAGCUUCAAGUUCGCAUGGUUACGAGACCCGCCGACUAUUUGA